AUGGUUACUAGAGUCGCAUCUCACGGCCCGCGACACAUACCCGAACCUAUGCAGGAGUUUACCUUCUUAACGAACCUGAGCAACGACUCCGACCAGCUUACAGAGGACGUUUCCCCUGCUCCGCAGCCUGUCGAUGUCGUUGAAGGCCUAACACAAGACCAAGCUAUUCAAGCACUGUUGAAGGACGGCAUGGAUCAGCAGGAUAUUAUGCAAUGUGUUCAAGCAUAUAAGAAGGCGAGUGAAGGCAACUUCUUAGCUAUGAUCAAGGCUAUUUCGUAUAUCCCACACGAGGCCUUGCUCGUCAGAAUUCAGGCAGCCGGCACCGUACUUGAAGCUGUCUCGAAGAUCAGCGACACAACACCUCCAUCACAGUUUAAGCGUCCGCGUCCUAACGACAUCAACGACAUCCCUAAGUACACUGGCAAACGCGAGCGAAUGGACUCCGUGUACGAUCAUCCACCAGUUAUAGACCGAAGUGCAAACAGGACUACUAAGCGGUACCGCCUAGAUACGGGCACGUAA
Molecule: messenger RNA, 522 nt
Organism: Dothidotthia symphoricarpi CBS 119687
Lineage: Eukaryota; Fungi; Ascomycota; Dothideomycetes; Pleosporales; Dothidotthiaceae
Exons: 2
Coding region: 1-522 (173 amino acids)
Source: RefSeq, a predicted model, not a curated record